UCCAGCACCACAGAGGCAUCAAUCACUGCAACAACUCAUUUUCUCGAGAAGGCAUCUCUUCAAGAAGCUGAAAAUCAUCAUCAAGCACCAUGUCUGUUAAGAACGUCCUCAUCACGGGUGCCACUGGCAAGCAAGGCGGUGCUACGAUCACUGCUCUUCUGACCACCGGAGCUGACUUCAACAUCAUCGCCGUCACUCGCAACACGUCCUCCGUCGCAGCCAAGGCUCUCUCUCAAUGUUCCGAUAAAAUAAAGCUCCUUCAGGGAGAUCUCGAUGAACCCCACGCUUUCGUUGACAGCGCCAAAUCCACCUAUGGGCCUAUCUGGGGCGUCUUCAGCGUCCAGUUGGUGGCCGGCCACAACGCUCCUCCCGGAACUGAAGAGGCUCAGGGAAAAGCUCUUGUUGACGCCUCGCUUGCUGCGGGGGUCAAGCACUUCGUCUACACCUCCGUUGAGCGCGGUGGGUCCGAGGACCCCACCAACAUCCCGCACUUUGCCAGCAAGUGCAACAUCGAAAAGCACCUCAAGGCCCGCGCGGCUGGCAGUGACAUGGCUUGGACCAUUCUCCGACCAGUAGCUUUCCUGGACAACUUUGCCGGCGAAAUGUUUUCCGUCUUCCCUAGCUUUUGGAAAGCUUCUUUGGGCAUGGACAAGCCGCUGCAGGUGAUUGCGACGACGGACAUCGGGCGUGUCGCUGCUCAGGCAUUCCUUCAGCCGGAAAAAUAUACUGGCAAGGUUAUUCCGUUGGCAACCAGCGAGUUGACUCUGGCGGAAGCGGAGGAGGUGUACAAGAAGAAGACGGGUACGGACAUGCCGAUUGCUCCCGAGGAGGUAGCCAGGGGUAUCUUCGCGCAGAGCGACGAAAUGCGGCUUAUGUUUGGGUGGUUUGUGAGCCAUGGAUUCAAUGUUGAUAUCGAGUCUGUGAAGAAGGAGUUCCCGGGCACACUGGACUUUGAGGCAUGGGUAGAGAAGGAGAGUGGCUUCUAGCUAUAAGAGGAGAACGAAUGUAAGGAUAUAAAAACACUUUUCAAGAUAUGGGAAUACAACAUAUCCAAGGGC
Aplosporella prunicola CBS 121167 is the source of this 1058-nucleotide messenger RNA. RefSeq lists its product as uncharacterized. The coding region runs from base 90 to 986 and encodes 298 amino acids. NCBI's taxonomy places the organism in Eukaryota, Fungi, Ascomycota, Dothideomycetes, Botryosphaeriales, Aplosporellaceae. The record is from RefSeq and is a predicted model, not a curated record. The transcript is spliced from 2 exons.